Monopterus albus (swamp eel) is the source of this 900-nucleotide messenger RNA. RefSeq names its product fatty acid binding protein 3, muscle and heart (gene fabp3). NCBI's taxonomy places the organism in Eukaryota, Metazoa, Chordata, Actinopteri, Synbranchiformes, Synbranchidae. The record is from RefSeq and is a predicted model, not a curated record. Gene Ontology annotation, molecular function: lipid binding. The coding region runs from base 274 to 675 and encodes 133 amino acids. The transcript has 7 exons.
UUCAUUUUGUGAGUUUUGACGCUAAUGAAAAACGAGUUUAUGUGCGAGGGAGUUUGUUGUGAAAGUUUUCAGAGAAGUGAAUAGAGGGAGCCAGUGUUUUGUUGCAGGACUUCAUCUGGCCCACGGGCUGCUGUUUGCAUUCCACUGGACUGACGUCUGUUUCAAACCCCUCUGCACAUCGACAGUUGUUGCUGGCUCCCAAGUGGAUUUACAGAACAAAAUGAGGAAUACUGUCCGUGGCCCAUCUGCAGAGUCCUCCACACCACUGCAGACAUGGUUGAGGCCUUCGUUGGUACAUGGAACCUCAAGGAAAGCGAAAAAUUUGAUGAAUACAUGAAAGAGCUGGGUGUGGGCUUGGGUACACGUAAAUUGGGCUGCAUGACAAAGCCCACCACUAUUAUCGCAGUGGAUGGUGAAAAGGUGACGGUAAAGACCCAGAGCACUUUCAAGAACACAGAGAUCUCCUUCGAGUUGGAAAAGGAGUUUGACGAGACCACUGCUGACGACAGGAAGGUUAAGUCCAUUGUCACAAUAGAAGAUGGGAAGAUGGUGCACAUACAGAGGUGGGACGGCAAAGAGACCAGUCUGGUCAGGGAGGUCGAUGGCAACACUCUCACACUGACACUUACAAUUGGAAACGUUAUUUCUAAACGUUACUAUGUGAAGGCUGAGUAAAACUUAUCGAGUCCCUGCAACAACCCCUGCGCCCAAACCUCCUUCAGUUCGGACCGAGGAAACUCCCUCAUGCAUGGCUGUUUCCGAGUGUCUUUAUACUCAUAUUCAGUAUUAAUGUUACUGCUUACUGUGGUCUCCCCUUCCUCCCUAUCCUUCUCUUUACAGUUGUUCCUUCUACUAUAAGAAAUGCUGAAUAAAUUCUAAUGACCUGUUGUUGUUUGCUUA